AUGCCGAGCCCCGGCAUGGGCCACCUGAUCCCGCACACCGAGCUCGUGCGACGCCUCGCAGUCGAGCAUGGCUUCUCCGUCACCUUCAUCGUCACCGCCGACUGCUGCUCCUCAUCAUUCUACCGGGCCUUCGUCGACUCCAUCCCGCCCGGCGUCUUCUCCCGCCUCGUUGCCUUCGUCGCCGACCUCUUCGGCACGGACAACUUGGACGUCGCGAGGGAGUUCGGCGUCCCCUGCUUUGUCUUCUUUCCCUCCAACUUAUUCCUCUUGUCCUUAUUCUUCCAAAUGCCCACCCUCCACGACACCAUGCCGCGGCUCCCCGAUCCGGUUGCGGUACCUGGAUGCCUUCCGAUACAUUGGAAGGACCUUCCGGACAUGGUGAAAGACCGGACGACCGAAGGUUACAGGUCGCUGCUGCAACAACUGAAACGGUACGAGAAGGCCGAGGGGAUUCUGGUGAACAGCUUCCAGGAGAUGGAGCCGGAGGCGGCGAUGGUGCUGAAGGAGAAAAAGUCCGGCCGACCGCCCGUCCACCUAGUUGGGCCACUAGUGCAAACUGGGCGGCCGAGCUCGAGCCCGGAAGAGUCGCUGUGUUUGAAGUGGUUGGACGAACAACCGGAUGCCUCCGUGCUGUACAUUUGCUUGGGUAGCCUCGGAGUGCUGAGCCGUGAUCAGGUGAAGGAGUUGGCUCUGGGGUUGGAGACGAGCGGCCAUAGGUUCCUUUGGGUGGUCAGAAGACCGGCAGACAACGGCAUCGUCGGAGGCAGCGAAGACGACCCUGCGAGCUACUUGCCUCAAGGGUUUCUCGAUAGGACGACGGAGUCGGGGCUGGUGGUGUCAUUCUGGACGCCGCAGAUCCAGAUCCUGAGCCACCGGGCAGUGGGAGGCUUCGUUACGCACUGCGGAUGGAGCUCGACGUUGGAGAGCGUCGUGCAUGGCGUGCCCAUGACCGCGUGGCCGCUGUACGCGGAGCAGAGGAUGAUGAACGCGCUGAUGCUGGCGGAGGGGCGGAAGGUGGCGCUGAGGGCCAAGGAAGACAAUGACGGCGUCGUCCGCAGGGAGCAGAUCUCUGCGGCGGUGAGGGAGUUGAUGGAGGGGGAGGGAGGCUGGGUGGCGCGGGCAAGGGUGCGACAGCACGAGGUGGUCGCCAAAUGGAAGAACAUGUUCUAA
Musa acuminata AAA Group (dessert banana) is the source of this 1170-nucleotide messenger RNA. Its product is annotated as hydroquinone glucosyltransferase-like. The transcript has 2 exons. Lineage: Eukaryota; Viridiplantae; Streptophyta; Magnoliopsida; Zingiberales; Musaceae. Gene Ontology annotation, molecular function: UDP-glycosyltransferase activity. The record is from RefSeq and is a predicted model, not a curated record. Bases 1 to 1170 code for a protein of 389 amino acids.